AAGAAAGGUCAACGAGAACAGAAAGUGAUUCUUGUGAAGUGUAUAUCAUCUUUAUAAAUUAUAAACAAUAAACGAUUGAAAAGUGAUCAAGUUUGUAAAAGUGUGUGUAGAACAAUGGCCGAAGACGAUCAAAACUGCAUCAAAAAAUUGAAAAUUAUGCGAGGAGAGGUUAAUUGGGAGAUAAAUAAUGAACGACGAAAAUUUCUCAAUCAAUUCUAUACUUUGAUCGAAAAUUGGGAGGGUCAAUUGCCAAAUCUUCCAGACAUUUUUCAAAGCGAAGAAAUUGAUUGGCUCCUCAAGCAGCAUGUCAAAAUCAUGUGCAAAAGCAAAGUUAUACUCAAAAAAUCUCUACUACUCGAUUUCGUAAUCCGGUGCGGCUACAAAGACCAGCCCAAAGUCAAUGAAGACGGCAGGCCAUUGUUGCGUCGCACCACACCAAUACACAUGGUGGCUAGACACGAAUAUAGCCUUUCUUUGCACUACAUUACUCGGGAUCUCUUCAAAAUAUACGACAGAUUCGAUGUGAAUUAUAACGACGAAAAGUCAUGCUACACACAUUUCCAUGUAGCUUGCCGGUAUGGCUGUGACGAGGUCGUUGAGAAAUUUCUCGAGUUCGGCCAGGAUCCCAAUUGCUUUCCUGAUCAAGAAACUAAUGCGAGCUCUGUCGAUCCGCCGCUACGCUUGGCUCUUGUUAACAGUCACAAGCAAGUUGUGAGAUUGUUGCUGAGAUUUGGGGCGGAUCCAAACUUGACCGACGCAGAGGGGUCGACACCUCUGCAUCUUAUUUGCGAUCACUGCGACGAUGACUUCAUGGAGAUGUUUUUCAAGAUCAACGAAGACAUGCAUCGGACUCUGCAAGUCGACGCCCUCGACAACCAUGGAUGGGCCCCGCUGCACUUGGUUCUGGAUCGUCGCCUGAAGAAAAAAACCGAAUUGUUACUGUCGAGAGGCGCAAAUCCGAAUUUGGUUAACGCGGAUGGAAAGUCACCGUUACACAUGAUAUGCACGAGAGACCAGGAAUUCGAUAAUUAUGAUAGUGAUGGUAGUGAUGAUAGUAAGGAUAGUAAGGAUAGUGAUGAUAGUAAAGAUAGUAACGACGAAAGUGAAAGUCAUGAUGUUGAAGAUUAUAAGUUGAUGGAGAUAUUUUUCAAGACCUGCGACGAAAAACAUCAAACGGUGGAUGUCGACGCUCGAGACGAUUUCGGACGGACACCACUGCACUUGGUUGUUCGUGACAAAACCGAGAAACUAGCGGAACUACUUUUGAGAAGGGGUGCCAAUCCGAAUCGAACCAACUCGGGUGGAUUAACUGCUCUGCACAUCAUGUGCAAAGAAGGUCAAGGCGAUGAUGAUAUUGAUAAUGAUUACGUUGAUGAAGAAUUUGUUGAGCUAUUUUUCAAGAUCACGGACGAGAUGCAGCAGUCGGUCAAGGUCGACGCCGUGGAUGAGAAGGGCAACACACCGCUGUACUAUGCUUUACAUAGUGGCGCCGGAAAAGUAGUCGAACUACUGUUGAGAAACGGCGCGGAUCCGAACUUAGCCGACGCAGAAGGAUUGACUCCUCUGCACAUUCUUUGCCAGCCAGACUUUAAUCUUUAUUACAACGAUCAAAAUUUGUUAGAAAUUUUCUUCGAGGUUAAUAAGGACAAACAUAAGAAAUUACAGGUCGAUGCCAUGGACAAGAAGGGCAACGCACCGUUGCAUUUAGCUCUGCAGAAAAGUAACAAGAAGGUGAUUGAAUUGUUGCUGAUGAACGGCGCCAACCUAAAUUUGCCCGAUGCGGAGGGAUCGACUCCUCUGCACAUCAUUUGCAAGAAAACAGUUCGUCGUAGCGACGUAGAUAAUCAUCGUGAUCUGUUAAAGAUGUUCUUCGAGGUGAGUAACGUGAAAAAUCAGCCGAUGCAAGUCGACGCCUUCGACAAGGAGGGCAACGCACCGUUGCACUUGGCUCUGAAUCGCAAUAACGCCGACAGGAUAAUAGUCGCGUUACUACUGAGCAACGGCGCCAACCCGAAUCUGGCCGAUGCGAACGGAUCGACUCCUCUGCAUAUGAUGUGGAAACAUUAUUACAAUGGCUAUAAACUUGCGAAGAUAUUUUUCGAUAUCAGCGAUGAAAAUGACCAAACGCUGCAGGUCGACGCUCGGGACAAGUUGGGCCGGACACCGCUGCACGUGGCUUUGGAAUACGGUGACAGAGUCUCGACCGAAUUGCUGCUUAGAAGAGGUGCCAACCCGAACUUGGCCGAUGCAGAGGGAUUGACUCCUUUGCACGUAAUUUGCAAAGAAUACGACGAAGAUGAAUAUUCUGACGAUGACAGCGACGAUGAUGGUGGUAACAAAGGCCUGGCAAAGUUAUUUUUACAGAUCAACGACGAAAUUCAGCAGACUGUGCAAAUCGAUGCCAUAGACAGGAUGGGUCGGACACCGCUGCACUAUGCUCUAAGUGUUGGUGCCAGAAGCAUAGUCAAAUUGCUGUUAAGAAGAAGAGCCGACCCGAACUUGGCCGAUGCAGAGGGAUUGACUCCUUUGCACGUAAUUUGCAAAGAAUACGACGAAGAUGAAUAUUCUGACGGUGACAGCGACGAUGAUGAUAAUAACCUGGCAAAGCUGUUUUUCCAGAUCAACGACGAAAUUCAGCAGACUGUGCAAAUCGAUGCCAUAGACAGGAUGGGUCGGACACCGCUGCACUUGGCAUUGGAAUACGGUGACAGAGUCUCGACCGAAUUGCUGCUUAGAAGAGGCGCUAACCCGAAUUUUGCUGACUCAGAAGGAUUGACUCCUCUGCAUAUCAACGAGGAAAUUCAGCAAACAGUGCAGGUCAAUGCCAGGGAUAUGUUAGGCAAAGCACCGCUGCACUAUGCUCUAGGCGUUGGCGCCAGAAGCGUAGUCAAAUUGCUGUUAAGAAGAAGAGCCGACCCGAACUUGGCCGAUGCAGAGGGAUUGACUCCUCUGCAUAUCAACGACGAAAUUCAGCAAACAGUGCAGGUCAAUGCCAGGGAUAUGUUGGGCAACGCACCGCUGCACUAUGCUCUAGGCGUUGGCGACAGAAGCGUAGUCAAAUUGCUGUUAAGACGAGGUGCCGACCAGAAUUUGGCCAACGAGGCUGGAGCAACACCUCUGCAUAUCAUUUGCCAGACUAAAAACGCCAAUAGAUUGACAAAGAUAUUUUUCAAGAUCAACGACGACAUCCAGGAGACCGUACAGGUCGACGUUCGAGACAAAUUUGGUCGGACACCACUGCAGUGGGCCGUGGCUAAGCUCAAGACGCAUUGCUUCAAAAGUCUGCUGGAUCGUGGUGCCGAUGUAUCCAGCUUCGAUUUUCCCACCGAGAAUUACUUUGCCGAAAAUUACAGACCACCUCGUGGAGUCGGGAGUGCUGUGUACAACACUAUGUUCAUCCUGAAGUCCCUGGAAGAAAGAGGAUUUAACUUGGACCAAAACAUCGCCUUGAUGAUCAUGAAAUUUUUCGCCAAACACGGAUUGAUCACUGAUGAGUCUGUAGAUAUGGACGAAUGUUUGCGUAGCGAUGAAUACUUCGCGAGAGAGGCCAAAGAACACAUGAUGACGCCGAUCCUGUCAUUCUACGAUUUUCUUCGUCUGCCAUAUGAAGAGGCAGAGAAAAUAUUCACACUUAAAAAUUACGAGGAGUUAACAUCUGAAAUUUUGGAUCAUUAUGAUAAAUCUCACACAAAGUUUAUUUUGUUCCUGUGCGAGAUAUUAACUACAAGAUUUUUCCAGAGAUGGACCCUGGAAUUUUUUAUGACACUAACGCAAUACCAGCUGCCGAUUCUCUGCUGUGAUAUAAUCAUCCAGCAAUUGCGAUUAAAAGAUUUGUGGUGCAUUUGCCUGGCAGCCGCUGAUCAAAAUCUGGAAUAA
Molecule: messenger RNA, 3876 nt
Organism: Trichogramma pretiosum
Lineage: Eukaryota; Metazoa; Arthropoda; Insecta; Hymenoptera; Trichogrammatidae
Product: ankyrin-1-like
Exons: 3
Coding region: 115-3876 (1253 amino acids)
Biological process (GO): protein localization to ciliary inversin compartment
Cellular component (GO): ciliary inversin compartment
Molecular function (GO): protein binding
Source: RefSeq, a predicted model, not a curated record